This is a messenger RNA of Nestor notabilis (Kea), 438 nucleotides long. Its product is annotated as carboxymethylenebutenolidase homolog. The record is from RefSeq and is a predicted model, not a curated record. Lineage: Eukaryota; Metazoa; Chordata; Aves; Psittaciformes; Psittacidae. Gene Ontology annotation, molecular function: hydrolase activity. The transcript is spliced from 3 exons. Bases 1 to 438 code for a protein of 145 amino acids.
AUGUCUAAUGAAUCGAGGCCCUGCCCAUGUGAUAUUGGAGACAGGUUUGACUAUGGAGGCCGUGGGCAGGAAGUACAAGUUGAGCACAUCAAGGCGUAUGUGUGCAAACCAUCUGCCAGCACAGACAAGGCUGUGAUUGUGAUUCAUGAUAUAUUUGGAUGGGAACUCCCAAACACCAGAUACAUAGCUGAUAUGCUAGCAACUAAUGGAUACAUAACCAUCUGCCUAGACUUUUUUGCAGGAGGAGAAGCUUGGAAGCCUUCUGAUGACUGGUCCAAGUUUGACGAUUGGCUGAAAACUCGAGGUCCCAGGAAAAUAAACAAAGAAGCUGAUGCAGUUCUGAAAUAUCUAAAGGAACAGUGUGGUGCUAAGAAAUUAGGGGUCGCUGGUUUUUGCUGGGGUGGUAUUGCUGUACAUCACCUGAUGGUGAACACCUGA